Messenger RNA from Sitophilus oryzae (rice weevil), 607 nucleotides. RefSeq names its product 50S ribosomal protein L27 (gene mRpL27). Gene Ontology annotation, cellular component: mitochondrial large ribosomal subunit; ribosome. Gene Ontology annotation, biological process: translation. The record is from RefSeq and is a predicted model, not a curated record. Gene Ontology annotation, molecular function: structural constituent of ribosome. The transcript is spliced from 3 exons. Bases 102 to 530 code for a protein of 142 amino acids. Lineage: Eukaryota; Metazoa; Arthropoda; Insecta; Coleoptera; Curculionidae.
UGAUACAAAUAUACGCCCUUGAGAAACAGCCUUGAUAACUUUGAGGUUAUAUAAUUAUAUAGGAAAUAUUUUGAAUUUUUACUUUAGAAUUUCUCUAAAAUAUGAUUAAUCUUGGAUUGAAUAUACACAAUAUACUCCAUAAUACCAAGAGUAUUAUAGAAUCCUCUGUUCGAUACGCUAGUAAGAAGACAAGUGGCUCUACACGUAACACCAGCCCUAAAACCAGGCCAAAACAUAGAGGCUGGAGAGUACAAGACGGGCACCAAGUAACUGCAGGCACAAUUUUAGCCACACAAAGACAUCUGAGGUUUCACCCUGGUCUCAACGUGGGAUUUGGUAAAAAUGGUACCUUAUUUGCUAUCAUACCUGGCAAAGUAAUGAUUACUUGUGAAAAGGCUGAUGUUAACUGGGAGCACACCUGGGUUGAAAGAUGCCACAGCCAUCGGAAGGGAGUCAAUUUUUAUAAGAAAUAUUUCAACGUUAUUCCCGAAAAACAACAUCAGAACUUUAAGUUAAUUGAUCAGGUUUAGUAUUCUAUUAUAUUUAUCAGUAGAUGGUAGGGUUUUUUAAUAAAAUGUAGACUUAUAUAAUAAAAAUGAAUUUAUUU